Rotaria sp. Silwood2 is the source of this 633-nucleotide messenger RNA. The record is from the annotation of a GenBank genome assembly. NCBI's taxonomy places the organism in Eukaryota, Metazoa, Rotifera, Eurotatoria, Philodinida, Philodinidae.
AUGACCCUAAUUGUUCAGUUUAUUAGUACAGGUUAUACAUGCGAAAAUGUAACAUUACAACAAAAUCGAGAUCGUGGAUUACACAUUCCAUUCACGAAUUUCAACUGUUCGAAAAGUAACGGAAUAUUGAGAAUUUCUACACUAUUACCGCAACAUAUUGUUACGAUGCAAUUUAACUUAAACGGACCACAUUUUGUCGGUGGACUUCGUCUGUGCUUUUCAGCGCCUUCUGUUGUCAAUGCCGAUGUUUAUUCUAAGACUCAACAAAUGAAUACAUGUCAGUUUUUUUACACUCCAAAUGAAACGCUAACAAAAGACCUGACAGUGAAUGUGAAAAUGACUAAAGUAAUUAAUCGAACUGCUGGGUUGACAAUUCUUGAUAAUACAACAUAUACAGGUCUCUGGCUACCUUCUUUCAUUGCCAAUACUCUCACGGAUGAACUAUUCUUCUCGCUAGGUGCUGAUUAUCUUCGUUAUUUGCCCAAAAAAACCACUUUGGUUAUAGUAAUAACUGAAUCUGAAUUCUAUAUGAAAAAUACACAAGAACCUAUUGCUGGUCAAUAUGAAAUCGCAUUUAGCACGGUUCUAUUUUCAAGUAAGACUUUAGUACUUAGUAAUAAUGGCGAAUGCUGA